Molecule: messenger RNA, 3625 nt
Organism: Arachis ipaensis
Lineage: Eukaryota; Viridiplantae; Streptophyta; Magnoliopsida; Fabales; Fabaceae
Source: RefSeq, a predicted model, not a curated record
GUCGCAGGUUCAAAAGAAUAUGCCGUUGUUAUGUUCCUCUUCCUCGCAAACAUUCUCAGAUGCCAACUUUGUGUUGUGUUCUUAUGUACUCUUACUUCUAUUUUCUUCCUUUCUCACCCUCCUUCUCUUCUCUUUCCAUAGAUUAGAAGGAUAUUGCUUGUGGUGUUGCUUUCGUGAUUUUCUUGAACGUCUAAAGUGGACUUCAUCAUUGCAGGAAUUCUGAUUAACGUUACGGCACAACUAUAUAGUAAUAUAUAUAGAGAUUUUUUUUAUUCUUGAAUGAGAGAUUGGUAUGGGCUCUGAAAAGCAGUCUUCCGGUUUUCUCGAUACGAUCAAAAUGGAGAGGGUUAGAACAAUUCUAACCCACACUUACCCUUACCCUCAUGAGCAUUCCCGACAUGCUAUAAUUGCCGUUGUUGUUGGUUGCCUAUUUUUCAUCUCGUCCGACAACAUGCAUACUCUUAUAGAAAAAUUAGACAACAACAUUAAGUGGUGGUCUAUGUAUGGCUGCUUGUUUGGGUUCUUUUAUUUCUUUUCGUCGCCAUUUAUAGGGAAGACAAUCAAGCCUAGCUAUUCAAAUUUCAGUCGAUGGUACAUAGUCUGGAUUUUAGUGGCAGCAGUGUAUCAUCUUCCUAGUUUCCAGUCAAUGGGGGUGGAUAUGAGGAUGAAUUUAUCUUUGUUUCUGACAAUAUAUCUCUCUUCUAUAUUGUUUCUUCUUGUCUUCCACAUUAUAUUUUACGGCCUCUGGUAUAUUGGCCUUGUUUCACGGGUGGCUGGAAAGAGACCACAGAUCUUGACCAUUCUUCAAAACUGCGCUGUACUUAGUGUCGCGUGCUGUGUAUUUUACAGUCAUUGCGGCAAUCGUGCCUUUUUAAAACAGAGACCACUUGACCGUAAGAAUUCUAACUGGUUUAAUUUCUGGAAGAAAGAAGAAAGAAACACAUGGCUUGCAAAGUUUCUUCGGAUGAAUGAGUUAAAGGAUCAGGUUUGCUCAUCUUGGUUUGCUCCAGUUGGAUCUGCAAGUGAUUAUCCACUUUUGUCAAAGUGGGUUAUUUAUGGCGAGAUAUCUUCUUGCAAUGGUUCCUGUCCUGGUUCAUCAAAUGAAAUUUCUCCCAUCUACUCUCUGUGGGCCACAUUUAUUGGGCUUUACAUUGCAAAUUAUGUGGUUGAAAGGUCAACAGGAUGGGCUCUCACCCACCCACUAUCUGUUAAAGAAUAUGAGAAGAUGAAGAAGAAGCAGAUGAAACCUGAUUUUUUGGACAUGGUUCCUUGGUACUCUGGAACAUCAGCUGAUUUAUUCAAAACAGUUUUUGACCUCAUUGUAUCGGUAACUGUCUUUGUUGGGCGUUUUGACAUGCGUAUGAUGCAGGCAGCAAUGAGUAAGGUUGACGAUGACAAUCAUAAAGGUGAUAUUAUGUAUGAUCAUUUUAAUGAGAAGGAUGAUUUUUGGUUUGAUUUCAUGGCUGAUACUGGCGAUGGAGGGAACUCAUCUUAUGCUGUUGCACGGCUUCUUGCUCAGCCUCAGCUUCGUACAGUGAAAGAUGAUUCUGUGGUCAAAUUAAAGCGUGGAGACUUGCUAAUUAUUGGAGGUGAUCUCGCGUAUCCUAACCCAUCAGCAUUCACAUACGAAAGGCGCCUUUUUGUUCCUUUCGAGUAUGCUCUUCAACCUCCUCCUUGGUAUAAAGCAGAGCAAAUAGCUGUUAACAAGCCUGAGGUACCCGAUGGAGCUGAACUCAAGAACUAUAAGGGACCUCAGUGUUUCGUUAUUCCUGGAAACCAUGACUGGUUUGAUGGACUCCAGACCUUCAUGCGGUAUAUAUGUCAUAGAAGUUGGUUAGGGGGAUGGUUAAUGCCACAGAAAAAGAGUUACUUUGCUUUGGAACUCCCUAAACGGUGGUGGGUUUUUGGGCUUGAUCUAGCACUCCAUGGUGAUAUUGAUGUGUACCAAUUCAAAUUCUUUAGUCAAUUGAUCAACGAGAAGGUUCAAGAGGAUGAUUCUGUGAUCAUCAUAACCCAUGAACCUAACUGGCUUACUGACUGGUAUUGGAAUGAUGUAACUGGAAAGAAUAUUUCUCACCUGAUCUGUGAUUAUCUAAAAGGAAGAUGUAAGCUUCGAAUGGCCGGGGACUUGCAUCAUUACAUGCGUCAUACUCACACACAAGUAAAUUCAGAGGGGCCUAUCCAUGUACAUCAUCUACUUGUAAAUGGUUGUGGCGGAGCAUUUCUUCAUCCCACCCAUGUUUUCAGUAAAUUUCAAAAGCUUUAUGGAGUUAACUAUGAAUGCAAGUCUGCAUAUCCUUCCUUUGAAGAUUCAAGCAGGAUUGCAUUAGGAAACAUACUAAAAUUUCGUAAGAAGAACUGGCAAUUUGAUUUCAUUGGAGGCAUUAUAUAUUUUAUACUGGUCUUUUCAGUGUUUCCGCAAUGUAAGCUGAAUCAUAUCCUGCAAGAGGAUACAUUCCCGGGUCAUGUUAAGAACUUCUUGGCUACUGUGUGGAAUGAAUUUAUAUACAUCCUGGAACACUCUUAUGUGUCGCUGGCAGGAGCUAUAGCUUUACUGGUUGCAGCAUAUUCUUUUGUUCCAUCCAAGUUGUCGCGGAAGAAAAGAGCAAUGGUUGGAAUUCUUCAUGUUUCCGCUCACCUUGCUUCAGCACUGAUUCUUAUGUUACUUCUUGAAAUAGGCGUGGAAACAUGCAUCCGGCAUAACUUGCUGGCAACUUCAGGGUAUCAUACUUUAUAUCAGUGGUAUCGAUCGGUGGAAAGUGAACACUUUCCCGAUCCCACCGGCCUCAGAGCUCGUAUUGAACAAUGGACGUUUGGACUUUAUCCAGCAUGUAUCAAGUACUUAAUGUCCGCCUUUGAUGUGCCAGAGGUCAUGGCUGUUAGCCGUAGCAAUAUUUGUAAGAACGGGUUAGAGUCUCUUUCGCGAGGGGGUGCUGUAAUCUAUUACGCUUCUGUUUUCCUUUAUUUCUGGGUCUUCUCAACACCUGUUGUCUCUUUGGUGUUUGGAAGCUACUUGUACAUUUGCAUCAAUUGGCUUGGCUUGCACUUUGACGAAGCUUUCUCGUCUCUACGAAUAGCGAAUUACAAAUCAUUCACGCGAUUUCACAUCAGGGCUAAUGGCGAUCUUGAAGUUUAUACCCUGGCAGUUGAUAAGGUUCCUAAGGAUUGGAAGCUUGAUCCUGAUUGGGAUGGAGAGACAAAAAAUCCACAACAGUUGAGCCAUUUGAGAAAGCAUCCAAGCAAAUGGAGAGCAGCAACUUCCAACCAGGAUCCAGUACACACGGUCAAAAUUGUUGACCAUUUCAUUAUUGAAACAACACAAAACAAUAGUAAUAGUAAUACUCAGAAGAAUGACACUGUAUUACAAACAGAUGAUAGUGAUAGGACAGUUCAAUGAUCUGUUGAUCUUGUUCUCAUAAUUUGUAACAUAAAUUAAAAAAAUGUAGUAGUAGUAGGUAGUAGUAGUAGUAGUUGUAGUAGAUUUUGUAUCUGUUCUUUGUCUCUUUUCCUAUUCAUCUAUUCUGUAAAAAAAAGGUAGUAGUGUAAAUGUGCUAAUCAUGGUGUCAUGUAGGAUUAAAAAUGGUGGGUAAAAAUUAUAUGAAGCUACAAAAUUUUAUCAUCUUAA